AUGAGCAACCUCAACAGCCCACCUACUGAUUUCACACUAAAUGAUGAUGAAAUAAGAACAACACCAAAUCUUAAUAACGUAAAGCUUCCAACAAUACCGAUGAAAAAACUUCUAUUUCAAAAAAUUAAAAGAUUUAUGGAAAUAAUGAGCUAUUUUCGACUGAUGUUUGCGUUAACUCUUUAUAUCUUACUUUUAAUCGAUCUAAUUAGUAUACAACAAAAUAAAGAAAAGUAUUUUUGGAUUGAAAUUUUAUUACAGGUUAUCAACGCAGAAUUCACGUUACUUACUCUAAUAGAGCAUCCAAAACGACUAAAAAAUUUGUUAAGAGCCAUUCGAAUUUGGGCUGCAAAUCACCGUGCAAAAAGUUCUUCGAGGAUUCAAAAACUCAGCGAGCCUGAUGAUUCUUUUAAUUCAAUAUCCCAAACGGAUACUCAUUCGACACCUAAACCAGAAAAAUUGGUAAUAGCUGUAAAAGUUUCAUUAGAACUUCCACCAUCCAUAAAAAAUUUUCAAAAACUUGUAUCUCAAAGUUAUGGAUGGUAUUUAUAUGAUGUCGAAGAUAAUUCAUUGAUUUGUUCACCAGCAAAGUUAUCAAUUAUUUUGAUUACUUGGAAUAUUGGGAGUUUCAUGCAAUAUGGAAUUUGUGCAAUCUUAUGGUUAAUGACACCAAUGAACCGUCCAUAUGUUCCAUAUUUAACAUUAACAACAAUAUCCAUGUUUUGUGAACUCGUUCCAAUUCCUGUGGUAGUCAUUCAAUCAAAACGUGCGUUACUGGCUAAACGUUUAGUAAUGGAUAAUUCUGAAAAAUCUACUUGUAACAAUGAAGAAAAUUGUGUGAUUAUCGAGAAUGUUUCGUGGAGAAUAAAAGCGGAAAUUGGUGUUAGCGAUAAUAAUCAGAGCCCGUCAGUGGAUAUUCCUGCAGAAGUUGUCAAGCAGACUGAGAAUGACUUUGAUAAACGCAAUUUGAAAAUUUGGGCGUCACGUUAUUUUGAAGGAAUUAAACAUCAAAAGAACUCGCAACAAAAUGUCCACACAUAUUUUUUCGAAACUUUUAAUGCACCUAGCCUUUAUAUUGCCAAUCAAGCUUUGAUGACUCUGUAUGGUAUCGGUUGUCUUAACGGCCUUGUAAUUGAAAUCACUCCAAUAAUUGAUUGCUCCAUCCAACAUCACACAGCUCUGACGAUACCAAUUGCUGGUCAAGAUUUUGAUGAAUAUUUUCUUUCAAUUCUGCUAUCUGGCACCCAAUUUGAACUCGCAAGAACACUCGAGGAAUCUGAUAUUUGUGAGGUUCUUUUAGAUGUUGAUUUCAUAGAGGAUAGCCCAAAUAGAAUAGAAGCUGAAUAUAAUGGAAGGAAGUUUACAAUUGAUCUUGAACGUUUCCAAGUUAUCGAACCUAUUUUCGACCCUCUUCUAAUUGAGGCUAUUUAUCGGGCAAUAUCCUAUUGCGAGCCAGACAAACGAACUACAUUAUGGGAUAAUAUUGCUUUUACUGGCGGUUCAUCUUUACUUAAAGGCUUUAAAGAACCUCUUGAAAAAGAGUUAGAUGUAUAUAUUUAUACUUUGGACAAUGCUGGCGAAUACCAAAUCAAAGAAGCAAGAUUUUUAAAAUUACCCGAGUAUUUUUCAGCUCUUAAAGGUAGACCAGCUGUCAUUACAGCUAAAUUAAUUAAUUCCGAUUUUAUUCCCAUAUACGGUGAUGUUGUAUCAAAUAUACAUUUAGACAAAGUAUUGGAUGUUCAUAGAUCUUUAGGUGAAUCCCCAAUUUUCGUACUAGAUGAAUGCGUUCAUUGUGAAACCGUGGAGCUUUAUCCGCGUAAACGUCGCAUAUGGAAUAUAGAUGUAUUGUCUCGAUGGACUUCUCCUAUUGUCUCAGAUAGUAAUCUUCAAGAAGGUGAUAACUAUGAGUUUAUGUGUGGGCAUAUUUAUAAAGAGAAAGAUGUUUUGUUAUCAAGAUCUUGCUCACUUGGUGAGAAAGUAUUGAUCGGUGCCGGUUCAGAGAUUGCUGAAAAUGUUAAGACAACAAAUUCUGCCAUCAGUCGAAGAGUUAUAAUAGUUGGUGCUUAUAUUUGGGAUGACGUAAAAAUCAAAUAG
Cetraspora pellucida is the source of this 2091-nucleotide messenger RNA. NCBI's taxonomy places the organism in Eukaryota, Fungi, Glomeromycota, Glomeromycetes, Diversisporales, Gigasporaceae. The record is from the annotation of a GenBank genome assembly.